Molecule: messenger RNA, 1392 nt
Organism: Musa acuminata AAA Group (dessert banana)
Lineage: Eukaryota; Viridiplantae; Streptophyta; Magnoliopsida; Zingiberales; Musaceae
Product: transcription factor MYB97-like
Exons: 3
Coding region: 244-1392 (382 amino acids)
Molecular function (GO): catalytic activity
Source: RefSeq, a predicted model, not a curated record
UUUCCAUGUAUUAUCCCUUUUGUUUAUCUUUCUUUAUUUUCGUUUUUUAUUGCUCUCUCUCUCUCUCUCUCUCAAGAGAGAGAUAGAGAGAGAGACAGAGAGGUAGAUAUAUUUAGAGAGAGAGAGAGAGGUCGAAAAAUGUAAUCUUUUCGAGGCGGUAAAGAGAAAGAAACGGGAUCCGGAGCUAAAGAAAAAGAAAGCUACGAAGAAGCCAUGAAGGCCGAGGAAGCAUAGGACCCAUCGAUGGUGGAGCAGGCGGAGGCGAGGGGAUCCGGAGAAAGAGGAAUGAGUGGAAGUGGCGAGGAACUGAAGAAGGGGCCGUGGACGCCGGCGGAGGACGCGGUCCUGGUGGAGCACGUGCGGCGGCACGGGGAGGGGAACUGGAACGCGGUGCGGCGACACAGCGGGCUGGCCCGAUGCGGCAAGAGCUGCCGCCUCCGCUGGGCCAACCACCUCCGCCCCAACCUCAAGAAAGGAUCUUUCGCCCCCGAUGAGGAGCUCCUCAUCCUCCGCCUCCACGCCCAGCUCGGCAAUAAAUGGGCACGCAUCGCCGCCCAACUGCCCGGGAGGACGGACAACGAGAUCAAGAACUACUGGAACACCCGCCUCAAGCGGCGGCAACGUGCCGGUCUGCCCAUCUACCCGCCGGAUCUGCAAGAGGCCGUCAGGUUCGACCGCCACCAUCAGCAGCAGCAUCAGGCUCCCAUAUCGCCUCGCCCGCUGACGCCGCCCCCGUUGCUAAAUCCCGUCGACUUUCACCCUCCGCCGCGAAUAUCCCUUCCACCGCUCCCGCAGAAUCCAUUCGCCUGUCAGCUCGGUUUCGGGUUCCUGGUCUCGCCCCUCGCGCCACCACCCACCCCGAAUUCUCUGUUUCAGCAGCAGCAUCAGAUUGGUCCGCCGCCACCGCUGUCACCAGCGUUCGCAGUGGAAACGGAGCUCCCUUCAUGCCAAUCGUACUCGGGGCUGGUCGGAGGGGACAACGGGCAGAGCAGUCGCGGGUUACUGGAGUCCCUGCUGCAGGGCACAGGCGUUGCCGAGGAUAUGAGGAUCGGUGAGCUGUUGGCGCUGCAGGCGGCGGACGAGCAGGUCGCCCGGUGGGCGCAAAUUUUCGGCGACGACGGUGACGAAGGGAUCAAGGAGGCCUCUCAAGGCUUUUCUUUGGGUUCUGCCACCAAGUUGGAUCGUGACAUGGGAACCGAGAUCAAAUGCGAGCCACCGGGUGGUGGCAGCCCCAUGAAAGGCGACACAUCCACGCUGCUCGACGUUCAAGCACUCACAAUGUCGUUGGUCCUGAAGAGCAAUGAGUUGGCUUCUCCCCUUUCCAUCACGUCUGCAGACGAAGACUGCAACAUCAGCUCAUGGCCAUGGAGCAACAUGCCCGGAAUCCGCUGA